AUGGCUGCUCCCGCCCCGCCAGAGGACCAGGUCCGUCUGCUGAGCGACGCCCUCGAGGCAGUCCGCCACCAGACCGGCCUAAUGCGCAAGUGCCUUGACAUGCCUGGCAAGCUCAUGGAUGCCCUAAAGUGCUGCUCUACCCUUGUGUCCGAGCUCCGCACCUCGAGCCUUGGGCCCAAACAGUACUAUGAACUCUACAUGGCUGUUUUCGAUGCCUUGCGAUACCUCUCCGUCCACCUUCGCGAGAAUCACCCAGUCAACCAUCUUGCCGACCUCUAUGAACUUGUCCAGUAUGCGGGCAACAUCGUCCCCCGCCUCUACCUCAUGAUCACCGUCGGCACAGCCUACAUGUCCAUCGAGGGCGCACCUGUGAAAGAGCUCAUGAAGGAUAUGAUGGAUAUGAGCAGGGGCGUCCAGCAUCCUAUCCGGGGUCUUUUCUUGCGUUACUACCUGACCGGUCAGGCGAGGGAUUUCUUGCCUACUGGUGAUGGCGAUGGGCCGGAGGGCAACCUACAGGACUCCAUCAGCUUCGUCCUGACCAACUUUGUCGAGAUGAAUAAGCUAUGGGUUCGUCUGCAGCAUCAGGGUCACUCCCGGGAACGUGAGCUGCGCACACAGGAGCGCAAGGAGCUCCAGCUCCUUGUGGGCAGCAACAUUGUGCGACUGAGCCAGCUUGUCGACCUCGAGACCUACAAGCACGGUAUACUUGCGCCUUUGCUGGAACAGGUGGUGCAGUGUCGCGAUGUUUUGGCACAGGAGUACCUGCUUGAGGUCAUCACGCAGGUCUUCCCUGACGAGUAUCACCUCCACACCCUGGACCAGUUCCUCGCCGCCGUGUCGAGGCUGAACCCACAUGUCAACGUCAAGGCAAUCGUGAUAGGACUAAUGGACCGGCUCUCCGACUACGCUGAGAGAGAAUCGCAAGGACAGGCUACAGAGGAUCGGGCAAAAAUGGAGGAAGACGCCUUGGCCAGUCUCUUGGAAAAGGUCAAACUCGGGCAGGAGCAGCCAAACCCCGCAGACCAUCAGCAUGAGCAACCAUCCGACACCAAUGGCGACCGUCCUGAAAGCGAAACUGCUCCGGCGCCCGAGCCGCAACCCGCCGAGUCCGAGUCCGAGUCGGCGCCAUCAAUAGCAGACACGGAGGCGACUGCUGUGGAUGGGGAAGAGCCCAAGACAACAACAGUAGAACACCGAGGCAUACCGGAUAACGUGCCACUGUACGAGAUCUUCUUCGGACAGGUGACGCACCUGGUCGAGGCACAACGUUUACCUGUGCAGGAUACGAUCGCUCUCCUGGUGUCUCUCACAAAUCUUGCUCUCAAUAUCUAUCCUGAACGCCUCGACUACGUGGACCAGGCCCUCGAUUAUGCCAACGUCAAAGUCCACGAGCACACCAACAGCGCCGACUUGCACUCACCAGCAGCCCAGCAGAGUCUCCUCAGCCUGCUCCAAGCUCCUUUGAAACGAUACGUCUCCAUCUUCACCGCCUUAUCCCUCCCGAUGUAUGUGCCGCUUUUCCAGUCCCAAACGUACCCUACCCGGCGUGCGGUUGCUGGCGAAGUUGCACGCACCCUGCUCAAGAACCAGACCCCUAUAGAGACGACGACUCAGUUGGAAAAUGUGCUCGGUGUCCUUAGUGUACUGGUGAAAGAAGUCUCGCAGGCUCAGCCUGGAUAUCCUGGGGCCCCAGCGAGGGCGCGCACCGUGGAGACGGACGAGACGAUGGAGGAGCAAGGCUGGCUUGCCCGUCUGGUCCACCUACUCGCCGCAGAAAACAACGAUACUCAGUUCAAACUGUUGCAAAUGAUACGGAAGGCUUACGCUGAAGGCAACGAGCGCAUACGGACCACGACACCUCCCUUGAUUACGGCGGGCAUGAAAUUGGCUCGUCGUUUCAAGGCCCGCGAGCAUUACGAUGACAACUGGUCAACACAAUCAUCCGCACUGUACAAGUUCAUGCACUCUGCGCUGUCACAGCUGUACACGCGCGUGAACGCUGCUGGUGCCUCAGAGCUCGCACUCAGACUAUUCUGUGCCUGCGGACAGACGGCUGACCAGACUGGUCACGAGGAGGUGGCAUAUGAAUUCUUCGCACAAGCCUUUACCGUAUACGAGGAAGCUAUCAGCGACUCCAAAGCGCAGUUCCAAGCUGUGUGUGUCAUCGCCUCGGCGCUGCAUCAGACACGUAAUUUCGGCAAGGAGAACUACGACACCUUGAUCACCAAGUGCGCCCAGCAUGCUAGUAAACUGCUACGGAAACCAGAUCAGUGCCGAGCUGUGUAUCUGGCAAGUCACCUCUGGUGGGCAAACCCCAUUGCCGCCAAUGGAGAGGAGGACGAGAAGAAUCUCUAUCGUGAUGGCAAGCGAGUCCUCGAGUGUCUGCAGCGUGCCCUCCGCGUAGCUGACUCCUGCAUGGAGACGGCUGCGUCUAUUGAACUCUUUGUGGAGAUUCUCGACAGAUAUGUGUACUAUUUCGACCAGCACAACGAAGCGGUCACCACCAAAUACCUCAAUGGGCUGAUCGAGCUCAUCCACUCCAACCUCGCCGGCAACCAGCAGGACUCGGCAUCUAUCGAGAACAGCAAAAGGCAUUUCUACCAUACCUUGGAGAUCAUCAAGAGUAAGGAGUACGAGGGUGUCGUGUUGACCCCGAAAUGA
Cryphonectria parasitica EP155 is the source of this 2661-nucleotide messenger RNA. RefSeq names its product vacuolar protein sorting-associated protein 35. NCBI's taxonomy places the organism in Eukaryota, Fungi, Ascomycota, Sordariomycetes, Diaporthales, Cryphonectriaceae. Bases 1 to 2661 code for a protein of 886 amino acids. Gene Ontology annotation, cellular component: retromer complex; late endosome; retromer, cargo-selective complex. The record is from RefSeq and is a predicted model, not a curated record. Gene Ontology annotation, biological process: retrograde transport, endosome to Golgi; intracellular protein transport. The transcript is spliced from 4 exons.